UGUGAACGAAAUAAAUAAAUCCAUCUGAUCGAAGAAUUUACCCAUUUUCUUUCUUCUUCUUCUUCUUCUUCAAUACUUUGAAUGUUUCCGAAUAUCUCUCACUAGGAAUAGUAUCCUGGAGAUCCUAAUUUUAGUUACAGAGACCAUCAAGGAAACCCUAAUUUUCAAUGAAUUAAGGUGUUUCGAUCAUGGCAAUAUCAGCAUUAUUACCUACACAUCGAUAUGCAGCUGCAGCUUUACUCUCUCUUGCUUUACAUCAGGCGCAGAUUCAUCAGACUCGUCCAUUAGGUUCAUCUAAAGAUGAUGAUGAUGAUGGACAAAAUGAAGAACGUGUUAGCAGUAGUAGCAGUACAGAUUCAGUUUCGGAAGAUCCUUUGCUGUGGAUUCAUGAAAAUUUUGGUUUACUUCGACCAGUUUUCAGGAUUCUAGAGAUUGAUCCUACUGCUUGGCAUGGACUCGAAGAAACUGGUUUCUCAGCUUCCGCUAAGCAUCACAUUGGAGCUUUCAUAAGGUUACUCUCAGAAGAAGGUGGUGAAAAUUCGUCAGAAAGAUCAGAUCAAGAACUUGCUUUGACAAAAUCUGUUGAUGCUCUUGAGAUGAGCUUGGAAACUGCUCCUGCUUCUUUUGAGGCUGCAAUGGAAAACUAUCGGAAGCAAGAAAAUGACUUCUCAAAGAAUAGUUCCAGUCGUGAGAAGCAACCAGCACCUGAAGCAGGGAAUAUAGCAUCUGAAACCUUUCAGCAGUUGUGUUCUGAGACGUCCAUCAAAGAGGACACAUCUACUGAAUUUGACAGCAAUUUUACCGAGGAACCCGUGGAAGAAAUUACACUGCUUAGCUAUCACAGGAAAGUUGCUGUUCUGUAUGAGCUUCUCUCUGCUUGUUUAGCAAGUUCAAACGAAACCGACAAGAGGUCUUCUCAUAAACGAAAGGGCUAUGAUGCUCGGCAUCGUGUGGCUCUACGGUUGCUGGCAACAUGGCUUGACAUCAAGUGGAUAAAAGUGGAAGCUAUGGAGGUAAUGGUUGCUUCUUCCGCGAUGGCUCUCAUGAAGCAAGCGGAACCUGCUGAACAAGAAUCAAAAUCACCAAAAGGAAAAUGGGCAGCAUGGAAACGUGGAGGAAUAAUUGGCGCAGCUGCAAUAACUGGAGGAACCUUGUUGGCCAUUACUGGUGGGCUAGCCGCUCCAGCGAUCGCUGCGGGAUUUGGUGCUUUAGCACCAACAUUGGGCGCUAUUGUUCCUGUCAUUGGGGCAGGUGGAUUUGCUGCAGUAGCAGGUGCGGCAGGAUCAGUUGCUGGGUCUGUUGCUGUUGCUGCAUCAUUUGGAGCUGCUGGAGCUGGACUUUCAGGGGUCAAAAUGGCUAGGAGGACAGGAAGCGUUGAUGAAUUUGAAAUCAAACCUGUUGGAGACAAUCAUAAUCAAGGACGGUUAGCAGUUGGCAUUUUGGUUGCUGGAUUUGUUUUCGAGGAGGAAGAUUACAUAAAACCGUGGGAAGGAAAGGAUAACUUGGAGAGGUACGCGCUUCAGUGGGAGUCCAAAAAUUUGAUUGCAGUCAGCACUGCAAUUCAAGACUGGUUAACUUCAAGAAUUGCGUUCGAGUUGAUGAAGCAAGGUGCUAUGAUGACUGUGUUAAGCACGCUUUUGGCUGCAUUGGCAUGGCCAGCUACAUUACUUACUGCUACUGAUUUCAUAGACAGCAAGUGGUCAAUUGCAGUGGACAGGUCAGACAAGGCGGGUGAGAUUCUCGCUGAAGAAGUUUUAUUGAAGGGAUUGCAGGGAAACAGGCCUGUCACACUGGUAGGUUUCUCAUUAGGGGCGCGGGUAAUUUUCAAAUGUCUACAGAUUUUGGCCAAAUCAGAAGAUAAUGUUGGAAUAGUAGAAAGGGUUGUUCUUCUGGGAGCACCACUUUCAAUCAACAAUGAAAAUUGGAAGGCUGUUAGAACAGUGGUUUCUGGGAGAUUUGUGAAUUGUUAUUCUACUAGCGAUUGGACACUUGGAAUUGCUUUUCGAGCCAGCCUACUUACUCAAGGAUUAGCUGGAAUUCAAUCUGUUGAGGUCCCUGGAAUUGAGAAUGUCGACGUUACAGAACUUAUUGAUGGUCACUCGGCCUAUCUUUGGAAGACAAGAGCAAUCUUAGAGCAUCUUGAAAUGGACACCUACUAUCCCGUUUUCAAGAGCUUAAACUUUCCUACUACCGAUGUACCCGAGGAAGUAAAGGGCUCAGCAACCUAGUUCUUCAAUGUAUUUACCCCCAACAUCCCACUGAGAAUCACAUCCUUCUUAACUACCUUAGAACUAUUUCAAACCCUUUGAUGCUGUUAAACACAAAAUAUAAGUCAAUUCAAAUCUGCUUUGUAUUUGAUCAACAUUUUGUUGAAUCCUAUAAAUGUAAUAGAGAGAACCUGUGAGAUGUGUUUUGUUACUUGUACACAGCAUAAUAAACAGAUUAACCCGUAUAGAAGAAACAAAGUGAAUGGAUUGUUAAAUUUUUCCCUCC
Molecule: messenger RNA, 2493 nt
Organism: Papaver somniferum (opium poppy)
Lineage: Eukaryota; Viridiplantae; Streptophyta; Magnoliopsida; Ranunculales; Papaveraceae
Product: transmembrane and coiled-coil domain-containing protein 4-like
Exons: 15
Coding region: 189-2228 (679 amino acids)
Source: RefSeq, a predicted model, not a curated record